This is a messenger RNA of Vollenhovia emeryi, 4041 nucleotides long. RefSeq lists its product as uncharacterized. The record is from RefSeq and is a predicted model, not a curated record. The transcript is spliced from 2 exons. Lineage: Eukaryota; Metazoa; Arthropoda; Insecta; Hymenoptera; Formicidae. Gene Ontology annotation, molecular function: nucleic acid binding; zinc ion binding. Bases 1 to 4041 code for a protein of 1346 amino acids. Gene Ontology annotation, biological process: DNA integration.
AUGGCUGCUACAACGCCUAACACAAUAAAUCUCGAGCCGUUCGAUCCAGACAAAGGUCCCUGGUCGGAUUGGCAAGAACGCCUCGAGAGUGCCUUCAGACUGCACAAGAUUGCGGAAGACUUGAAGGUGGAUGGAUUACUGAACUGUCUAGGUUCAACGGCAUACAGCUCGCUCAAGAACAGACUUGUACCUAAGAAGCCAUGUUCGGAAUCUUACGCCACGUGCACGAAAGUACUACAAGACUUCUACGAGCCGAAGCCCAAUAAAAUCGCAGAAAAUUUCAAGCUCUGGACUCGGAAACAAGAAGAAGGAGAGAACAUUCAAAGCUUCAUCACGGCCCUGCAGAAAUGUUUGAUAAAUUGCAAGUUAGGAGACUUCGCAAGUACAACGAUACGGAACGCAUUCGUUUUCGGCCUGAGGAACAAGCGGAUACAGAGCCGGCUACUGGAAACACAGGAUCUGACGUUGGAAAGGGCAAUCGAGAUCGCUACCACGAUGGAACUGUCCGAGGCGGAAACCAGCCGACUUCAAGGGGAAGCCAUCGCUGCCGCCAUCCAGACUACAAAGAGAUCGCCGUACAAAGAUAAGUCAAAACAUACAAAAAAGGUCGCGUCGCGUAACAAUACGAAUAGCGAGCGCGCGAGCGGUCAAAACAUAACGUGUUUUCGGUGCGGCAAGCAUCACUACGCAUCUGUUUGUACGAUGCAGCGUAACAUCAAAUGUUUAUCGUGCGGUAAAUCGGGACACAUAAAGAAGGUAUGCAAGUUGAAAACGUUAAAGUAUAAUAAACCCGAAAAUCAAACGUUAGAUAUCUUAGCAGCAGAGCAUACCGAAUUUCGUAAAACAAUUUACUCUACGUUAAAUGUAAACGGACGAAAUGUACAAUUCGAGGUAGACAGUGGCGCAUCUGUUACCUUAAUGUCUUUAGAUAACGCGAGAUUAUUAUUCAAAGGCGAAACAGUGUUUAAAAUGGAUUUGAAAUUAGUUGCCGCAAAUCAGACACCGAUACAACUGUACGGUUACAUUACGGUUAAAGUAAGAAGCGAUGAAUCUGUGUGUGAACUAAAUAUGUACCUUACGGUGCAACCUAGAGAACCACUUCUCGGAAGAGAAUGGAUGUUACAAUUACGCGAGUUCAAAAGUAUUCUCAAAUCUCUGGGUCAGAUACAAUCCGUAAGUACAAUGUCAAAAUCAUCGCGGGUACAGGAAUUAUUGAAAGAUUUUCCAAAAUUAGCAGACCCCUCAAUAUCAAAAGUUUCAAACAUUCAGGCAAGGUUAAACGUAAAAGCUAAUAUAACGCCAGUUUUUCUGAGACCAAGGUCCGUUCCUUUUCGAUUGCGCGCGAAAGUAGAAGAAGAAUUAGACAAACUCGUGAAUGCGGGUAUUUUCGAAAGGGUGGAUUGUGCCGAUUGGGCUACGCCGAUAGUGCCCGUCAUCAAAAAGGAUGGAUCGGUACGAAUUUGCGGGGACUAUAGCGUUACACUUAACCCCAAUUUGAAAAUUGAUGCUCACCCUUUGCCGACCCCUGAUGAAUUGCUUACGCAAAUGGCGGGUGGCAUAAUAUUUUCCAAGAUUGAUCUUACACAAGCAUAUUUACAAUUAGAGGUAGGUCCUCAAGACCGCGAAUAUCUUACACUCAAUACACACAAGGGUCUAUACAGAUCAACACGACUGAUGUACGGUAUUGCAUCAGCCCCGGCCAUUUGGCAAAGGACGAUUGAAAAUAUCUUGAAGGAUAUAACGGGAGUCGUUGUAUUUCUCGACGACAUACGCAUUGCUGGAUCCUCUUCAAAGGAUCAUAUGGAAAAAUUACGUACGGUUUUUACGCGAUUGCAAAAAUACAAUAUUCGGAUUAAUCUUCAAAAAAGUGAAUUUUGCACGGAUCAAAUACAAUAUUGCGGUUACAUUAUUAACAGUAAAGGCAUAAAUAAAGCGCCCGAGAAAAUAGAAGCAAUUAAAGAAAUACGGAAACCUAAUAAUAUUACUGAAUUACGCAGUUUUUUAGAUAUGAUCCACUAUUACGAUCGUUUCAUUCCCAAGUUGAGUUCGACUCUGCAACCCUUGAACAAAUUACUUCAGAAAAAUGUUGUGUUCAAGUGGUCGACCGCCUGUGAGAAAAGUUUCCAAGAAGCUAAACGAGCAUUCGUUAGUCCACGAUGCUUAGCUCAUUUCGACCCUACAUUACCUAUUACACUCGCUACCGACGCCAGCCCGUAUGGCGUUGAUGCGGUCCUUUCUCACAUUUUUCCGGACGGCUCGGAACGAGCCAUACAGUUUGCCUCACAAACACUUUCCAAAACUCAACAGUCUUAUUCCCAAAUAGAUAAGGAAGCAUACGCAAUCAUUUUCGGAAUAAAAAAGUUUUAUCAGUUUUUACAAGGAUCUAAAUUCACGUUGAUAACGGAUCGAUCAUCGUCCACUUACGCAAAUAUUAUCACCUACGAAAGAAAAUCGGAACAGCAUGCUAAUGCUGAUUGCCUUUCGAGACUCCCUAUACCAAGCACCGGUCAAUGUGAUGCAAUUGACGUGUUGCAAAACACUACGUUCGAGACAUUACCCGUUACAGCCACACAAGUAGUAGAAGCUACUGGCAAGGAUAAGGAAUUAGCGAAGCUACGGGAAUUUCUUAAGACAGGUUCAGGUUCUUUUAAGAAUAAUAAAUUUUAUACGGUUCCACUUAGUGAAUUUUCCCUAUUAAAUAAUGUCAUUUUUAGAGGACAUAGAAUCGUAGUUCCAGCACCAUUACAAAAGAAAAUCCUACACGAAUUACACACCGGACAUUUCGGCAUCGUUAGGAUGAAACUGCUAGCACGUAGUUACGUGUGGUGGAACAAGAUAGACUACGACAUCGAACAAUUAGCUCAAAAUUGUUUUGAUUGCAAUUCAUUCAAAAAUAAUCCAGUUAAAGUAUCAAAUCACAUCUGGGAACCAGCACAAAACUCAUUCGAACGUGUUCAUGUAGACUUCGCAGGUCCAUUUCUGGGACAUUAUUUCUUUAUUUUAAUCGACGCGUAUACGAAAUGGCCAAAAAUACACUUGGUCAAGGAUAUAACUACGCGUACUACAAUAAACCUUUGCAGCCAAAUAUUUUACACUUAUGGAUUGCCUCAGUACUUUGUGAGUGAUAAUGCGAGAACGUUCACAUCCAACGAAUUUGCAAAGUUCUUAAAAUCGCUAGGUAUCACACACAAAUUUACCGCUCCUUACCAUCCUGCCACGAAUGGGCAGGCCGAGCGAUACGUACAAAUAUUAAAGAAUUCCUUAAAGCGCAUGCGAACUACAAAUGCGAAUGCAUACGUAGACUUACAAGAGUUACUUUUUCAGUAUAGAAAUACGCCACAUGUAGCAACGGGAUUUUCUCCCGCGGAAUUUCUUUUUUCUAGGAAAAUACGAACGCGUUUUGAUCUGUUACGACCGUCUAGUACUCAACAUACUACAUGUAAUACAUUUCCUUUCAAAUUUACGGUGGGGAAGAGAGUUAGCUGCCGAGAUUACACCGGAAAAACAAAAUGGUUAUUCGGAAAUAUUGUUGAGCAGAUCGGCGAGCUACAUUUCAAAAUACGUCUUGACGAUGGCCGCGUUUGGAAAAGGCAUGUUAACCAAGUGCGACCGAUCGGCGAGGAUACACCUCGCGAUAGUAAUAGCGAAAGUGAUUACGAUUAUUUCGACUAUGACCCACCGAGAAAUAGUUCUAACGAAAACAUUCGUAACGAGAACAAUACAGAUAACAACGCAAACGAUAUAAGAAACACGGUGAGCAAAGACAUUAGCGACAGGACUAUUGUAAAUGCGAGUCCAUCCGGAACUUCUACUCCUAGGGAAAGUACACCCUCGACAUCAGGUCCGUCAUACUCUUCGUUAACUUCUCCGGAAGCAGAUUCUUCAUUGUAUUCUACACCGACGGCACCUUCCAGGACAUCUACGCCGAAACCGUCUCCGCCACCGAAACCGGAAAGCUCUAAAGCUACUCCUACAUCAGCACGCCCUUUACGUUCAACUAAAGUACCUUUACAUCUGAGAGAUUACAUUUUGUUCAAGUGA